AUGUGGAAUUAUCGAAUAUUCUCUUUACUUUUUCUUUUUCUUCUUCUUGCUCUUUAUUUAUUUGUUGUUGUUUUUCUUUAUUAUUAUUAUUUUGUUUUUAGCUAUCGAAAAAAUACUGAUAAAGAAAAUCGAGCGAAUUCACUCGUUGGAAUUAAAUCAGGUCGACUUUCAAUUGUUAUACGAAAUCCAGUGGAAAACUUAUCAAUUAGUGGCAGUGCUCUUACCGGUGGAAUUAGCGAAAAAUAUUUAUUAGGAACUAGUCUUCGUUAA
This is a messenger RNA of Rotaria sp. Silwood2, 270 nucleotides long. NCBI's taxonomy places the organism in Eukaryota, Metazoa, Rotifera, Eurotatoria, Philodinida, Philodinidae. The record is from the annotation of a GenBank genome assembly.